AUGGAUCGUGAUCGCGAAGAAGUGACCGAGUUCCUGGGGCAGGUGUCCCUCCUCCAGUGCCUCCCGGGUUCCUCCAUCCGCAGAAUUGCCGAGGCCGUCCAGGUCAGGAACUACGAGCCUGGUGACUAUGUCGCUCGCGAAGGUGAACCUGUUGAUGGCCUUUACAUCAUAUUGGAUGGUCAGGCUGAAGUUUCUGCACCUGCGAAUGCAGAAGAAGCAAACCGUCCAGACUAUGUGUUAAAUAAGUACGAUUACUUUGGUUAUGGAACUAAUAGUUCUGUUCAUCAAGGAACUGUUGUUGCACUAUCAAAGCUGACCUGUUUCAUAUUGCCCAAUAAAUAUGGACAUUUGUUACAACCAAAAACAAUUUGGAAUGCGGAGGAAACACCUGAACAUUCUUUGCUGGAACAAAUUUUGCACUUAGAACCACUAGAGGUCGAUAUUUUCCGUGGGUUUACUUUGCCAGAAGCUCCAACUUUUAGGCGAGUUUUUGGAGGACAAUUCAUUGGACAGGCACUAGCAGCAGCAUCCAAGACUGUUGAUUGUCUAAAAAUGGUGCAUAGUUUGCAUGCGAUUUUUCUUGUUGCUGGAGACAAUGACAUACCAAUAAUAUAUCAAGUUCAUCGGGCACGUGAUGGAUCCAGCUUUGCCACAAGAAAAGUGGAGGCAAAGCAGAAGGGCCUAGUUCUAUUCACCUUGAUUGCUUCUUUCCAGAAGGAAGAAGUGGGUUUUGAGCAUCAGGCUGCAAUCAUGCCUGAUGUUCCUCCUCCAGAACAGGCAAGGAUUUUUCUCUCUUUCCUUUGA
This is a messenger RNA of Miscanthus lutarioriparius, 804 nucleotides long. Lineage: Eukaryota; Viridiplantae; Streptophyta; Magnoliopsida; Poales; Poaceae. The record is from the annotation of a GenBank genome assembly.